AUGAUCCUAGAUCUUCCAAUGCAAGCUGACCUUCAGCUCAUUCAACAACAUCGACAACAGCUCAUUGGCAAAGAAUUGAUACAAGCCAAUCGUCGCCAAUUUGCUUAUGAUUAUCAGACCGGCCAGGAAGUUCUAAAGCUUUGCUAUAAGCCAAACAAGCUCAACCAUCGAGCCGAUGGACCAUAUCGUAUUGAACGAGUUCACUCUAAUGUAGCCCUUACCAUUCGACUUGCUCCUCAUGUAAUUGAACGCGUCUCCUUACGACGAGUCAAACCUUACCGACGAUGA
Cylindrotheca closterium is the source of this 288-nucleotide messenger RNA. NCBI's taxonomy places the organism in Eukaryota, Bacillariophyta, Bacillariophyceae, Bacillariales, Bacillariaceae. The record is from the annotation of a GenBank genome assembly.